UUCUCGGAGGCAUUCCGGCCUGUUGUGGAUCCCUUUCUUUCCAGUCCCGCCGCUGAACAGUUCCCCCUUCCUUUCCCCCGAGUCGGCGAAAUGUCGGCAGUGACAGCGACGAAGAAAGAGUCGGAAUUGUCUGGCCAGAUCGAGGACUUCGUGGCGCUGCUGAAGCGGGGCGGGGAGCAGCCGCGCUCGGAGGACGCUGCCCGGCAAACCGUGGGGCUGCUUCGGAGGAUCGUGGCUCACGGGCGCUGGGAUAAUGCGGGAGAGCUGAUGGAUUUGAUUCGUAAGGAAGGCCGGAGAAUGACUGCUGCGCAGCCAUCUGAGACCACUGUGGGCAACAUGGUGCGACGGGUGCUGAAGAUAAUUCGUGAGGAGUAUGGCAGGCUCAGAGGACGCAGUGAGGAGAGUGACCAGCAGGAGUCGCUGCACAAACUUCUGACCUCAGGAGGUCUCAAUGAGGACUUCAACACCCACUAUAGUCCACUCAGGGCUAAUGUAAUUGAAGCUAUUAGUGAGCUGUUAAUUGAAUUAGAGGGUACAACCGACAACAUUGCCAUGCAAGCACUGGAGCACAUCCACUCCAAUGAGGUGAUCAUGACCAUUGGCUAUUCACACACAGUGGAGUCAUUCCUGAAGGAGGCAGCACGGAAAAGGAAAUUCCAUGUCAUUGUGGCUGAAUGUGCACCCUUCUGCCAGGGCCAUGAAAUGGCUGUUCGUUUGGCCAAAGAGGAUAUAGAAACCACAGUCAUGAGUGAUGCAGCCAUCUUUGCUGUUAUGUCUCGAGUCAACAAGGUCAUUAUUGGGACAAAGACUAUAUUGGCCAAUGGUGCAUUGAUAGCUAUCAGUGGGACUCACACCUUGGCAUUAGCAGCCAAACACCACUCUACUCCUCUCAUUGUCUGUGCACCCAUGUUCAAGCUCACACCACAGUUCCUUAAUGAAGAAGAUUCUUUCCAUAAGUUUGUCUCUCCACAGGAAGUAUUGCCUUUCACAGAAGGAGAGAUUCUGUCUAAAGUCAACGUUCAUUGUCCAGUCUUUGACUAUGUUCCUCCUGAACUUAUCACUCUCUUCAUCUCAAACAUUGGAGGCAAUGCUCCUUCCUACAUUUAUCGACUCAUGAGUGAGCUCUAUCACCCGGAUGACCGUGAACUCUGAACUGUGGACAUAACUUAUCACAUAAUACAUUUAUACAUUGAUUUCCAUGAAGAAAUAAGGUAUAUAAAUAUUAGGCAGCAAAAAACUUGACACUGCUGUCUUCAAAACUUGCUGUCCUCUGACCAUGCUUUUCACUAUCAGCAAAACUGCUCCUCUCAAGCUGUAUGUGUUUGUUCAGCUUUAUUAAACAACAGAAGGUAAUUCCUUCCCUGCAAAUAUUCUGGGUGAGCAUCAUUGUAUAACAGUCAACAGUGGAAUGCCUCAGUAACAGCCUAAUCGCAGAAGGAAUUGCAAUAAAAGCUACCUUCAGUCUGUUAAAUGCCCUAGUGAAAGGCUCCUCUGAGUCUUCCACUUUACUGUUUGAAGCAGCAGCUAUGGAAGCGGGGGGCGCAUUUCAAUGCCACCAGAACCUAUAAACAAACAGUCAGGUUUUUGUUUUACUUAGUGAGGGUGUUUUAUACCUUCAGAAAUGGCAACACAGAUUACCUUUAACUUGCAGAUAGCAAUCUGUUGCUAUAAGAAUUAGUUGCAUGAAAAGCCCUUUUUGAUUCUUAUGACAAUUCACAAAGCAGCUUUGGCCUGCAUUCUGUGUUUCCCCAUGAUUAAUUAGCAUUUGAGUACAAUGCAUGCUACAGAUGAUAUCAAAACACUAGGACAGGUUGUAAUAUUGCUUGGCGUAUGCAACACUUGCAAUCAAAAUCGUGGCCACGUAUGUGGUCUUGGUUUAUGAUAGCUACUGCUUCCUCAGAGUAAAGGGUAUGUUGUUAAUUAAAAUAGUCAUUCCAGUGUCUUUAUUUACACAGUUUUAGUGCAAGAUGGAGACCUUCCCUGUUCCCCAGGAAAACAGAACUUAGUUUUUGCCUCCAUUAGGGAUAUUUGAAGUACAGAGUUUUGGGCUGCUUCUGCAAUCAGAAUGCUGAAGUGCUUUCUGCUGCUGCGCUUGCAAGGCUGCAAGAUGGGCCUCACCAGUUUGUGUUCCAGAGGAGGAGCUGCUG
Gekko japonicus is the source of this 2147-nucleotide messenger RNA. It is a transcript of the gene EIF2B2, whose product is annotated as eukaryotic translation initiation factor 2B subunit beta. Gene Ontology annotation, biological process: translational initiation. Bases 91 to 1152 code for a protein of 353 amino acids. Gene Ontology annotation, molecular function: guanyl-nucleotide exchange factor activity; translation initiation factor activity. The record is from RefSeq and is a predicted model, not a curated record. NCBI's taxonomy places the organism in Eukaryota, Metazoa, Chordata, Lepidosauria, Squamata, Gekkonidae. The transcript is spliced from 8 exons. Gene Ontology annotation, cellular component: eukaryotic translation initiation factor 2B complex.